AACCUUUAGACAUCUCAACUAAGAUACAAAAAGGAAGACACACUCUUCAAUCUUAAUAUACCCAAAACACAAAAACAAAUCCUGUUUCACUCUUAACACUCACACUUAACACUUUCACUUUUUGUAGCAAUUCACAAGACUCUAGAAACUUUUUGUCCAUAGCCUCACUUCAACCUUACUUUGUGUGUGGACAGAUAGUGUUUCAACACGUUUCUUUCUAAAUUCUUAAUUAAGCUAUUGGGUUUAUGAGUUUUUGAAAUUUGAUUAUUGGGUUGCUAUGGAUCUGGUUUGAUCUUCAACUUCUGAGUGGUACAAAGUUGAAAUGAAUGUUAAAGUUUCGUUUUUUAUGAAGUGAUUUAGCUUUUGUUUCAAUUUGAAAUGGUGGGUCAGUUUUAGUUUGAAAAGGGUUGUGGUAGAAUAUGAAGAAGAAGGUUGUUCAGCAAAAAUGGAAGAAGAAGGUUUUUGGUUUGAUCUUAGUGGUGGUGCUUUGUUUUGGGAGUUUGUUGUUUAUGCAGAUGAGGUAUACUCAUGUUUUGGGGCUUGUUUCAUUGCAACAUCAAUUUGUUUCUCAGUCUCAAGCUCAGAAACCAAAAAUUGCUUUUCUCUUCAUUGCAAGAAAUAGGCUUCCUUUGGAAAUGGUUUGGGAUGCAUUCUUUAGGGGAGGCGAUAACAAUUUCUCGAUUUUCGUUCACCCUAGACCAGGGUUUCUGUUGAACGAAGCAACAACUAGAUCAUCAUAUUUUUUGAACCGUCAAGUUAAUAAUAGCAUACAGGUAGAUUGGGGAGAAGCAAGCAUGAUAGAGGCCGAACGCAUUUUACUUAGACAUGCGCUCGGCGAUCCUUUAAAUGACCGCUUUGUUUUCCUCUCAGAUAGCUGUAUACCUUUAUACAACUUCAGCUAUACAUAUGAUUACAUCAUGUCAACACCAACUAGUUUCGUCGAUAGCUUCGCUGAUACGAAAGGAGGUCGUUACAAUCCAAAAAUGGAUCCGGUUAUUCCGGUCUAUAAUUGGAGAAAAGGAUCUCAGUGGGCUGUUCUGACUAGGAAGCAUGCAAAGGUUGUAGUCGAGGACGAAACCGUCUUUCCUAUGUUUCAAAAAUACUGCAAGAAAAAGCCGCUACCCGAAUUUUGGAGGGAUCAAAUCAUUCCUGCUGACACGUCGAAGGUGCAUAACUGUAUACCAGAUGAACACUAUGUUCAAACAUUGCUGGCUCAAAACGACCUUGAAAAGGAGCUCACAAGAAGGUCGGUGACACAUACUGCCUGGGAUAUUUCCAACUCAAGAGACCGUGAGCGCCGCGGAUGGCAUCCAGUGACUUACAAAUUCUCAGACGCUACCCCGAUGCUUAUAAAAUUUAUAAAGGAAAUAGAUAAUAUCUACUAUGAAACUGAAUACAGAAGAGAAUGGUGUACAAGCAAGGGUAAACCAUCAACUUGCUUCCUUUUCGCAAGAAAGUUUACUAGGACUGCUGCUUUGAGACUUCUUAACAUGUCUGUUCUGGGAGAUUUCAGUUAAGAGAAGAAAAUGCUUAUUGCUGGUGGCUGAUACAAGCAGAACAUGUACUUAGUAUAGAAAUAUGAGGGAAAAAAGAGAAUAAAGCAAAAGCAAUUGAAGAUUGUUAACUACCACACUUAUAUGUAUAUUGGAUUGUAUUCUAUACUAUAUAGACCAUACAUAGAAAAAUAUGUUUGUCACAUUGAUGCAUAUUAUUUGUCUAGUUUGGUAAUAUAGUUUGUUAACUAA
Molecule: messenger RNA, 1745 nt
Organism: Lathyrus oleraceus (garden pea)
Lineage: Eukaryota; Viridiplantae; Streptophyta; Magnoliopsida; Fabales; Fabaceae
Product: glycosyltransferase BC10
Exons: 11
Coding region: 420-1517 (365 amino acids)
Cellular component (GO): membrane
Molecular function (GO): glycosyltransferase activity
Source: RefSeq, a predicted model, not a curated record